GUGAUCCCUAUCACUGGAAUAUCCAGCAGACCAUUGGCCUGACAGGAUUUUCUGCAGUUUUCCAGACAAUGAGGGAGGUCCUCACUGUCACUCAGCGUAACAUUGCCUCCACAUUUCGCGGCCAGGAUUCCAGACUAAAAUAAGAAUAAUAAACUCAGAUGAAGAGACUAGUGUUUACAAACCUACUGACAAGAAGAAUCAUGUCAACUUCAUCACUAAAACCAAUUGAGAACUCCAUAUGCAAGAAACUUACUGGUAAAUUUCAACCUCAACAUUUAGAAGUCAUAAAUGAAAGUUCAAAACAUAAUGUCCCAAAAGGUUCAGAGACUCACUUCAAGGUGGUGGUUAUCAGUGAUAAUUUUGAGGGUAUUCCACUCAUAAAGAGACACCGCUUAGUCAAUGAGGUUUUGAAAGAGGAGCUUGAAAAUGGUGUACAUGCUCUUUCCAUUGUGGCAAAAACACAGGUACAGUGGGAGGAAUCUGGUCAGCAUGUGAGCAAGUCACCUCCCUGUCGUGGGGGCACAGGCCUGUGAUUGUGAAUCAGUGGUGCUGUCUUGAAGUUUGUUAUGUUAAAGUGAAAUACAUGUACCCUGGUGUGAAUUCACAAAAAUUCCAUAAUAUCAGAAGAUUCCACUUGUCAUUGCAGUACGAUGUCAAGAUUAGAGUUUAUUGUCUGAAUAAUCAGUUUCAUGACAUGUCUUUAGGGAUGAACUGAAAAACAUGCGUACUCACAUAUGAAAUUAAGAAAGAAAACUUUUAAUGUUAUAUGUACAUGUAUUUGUGAUUUUAAAAAUAGGACAUUGUUUUAGUAUUCAGAUAUCACUUUACAGUACUCAGUACUUGUUAUAUGUAGGUUUUUACUAAUAAAACUGAAAACAGAUAUCUGUUAUUGACAUACAGAUGCAUGUACUACUUUUAUUUAUCUUCAAUAAAUAAUGUUACACGUCUCAGUUUUAAA
This is a messenger RNA of Magallana angulata, 958 nucleotides long. Its product is annotated as DNA-binding transcriptional regulator BolA-like. Bases 159 to 533 code for a protein of 124 amino acids. The record is from RefSeq and is a predicted model, not a curated record. Gene Ontology annotation, cellular component: mitochondrion. The transcript is spliced from 6 exons. NCBI's taxonomy places the organism in Eukaryota, Metazoa, Mollusca, Bivalvia, Ostreida, Ostreidae.